Messenger RNA from Sphaeramia orbicularis (orbiculate cardinalfish), 2223 nucleotides. It is a transcript of the gene nfe2l2a, whose product is annotated as nfe2 like bZIP transcription factor 2a. Gene Ontology annotation, biological process: cellular response to oxidative stress; regulation of transcription by RNA polymerase II. The record is from RefSeq and is a predicted model, not a curated record. NCBI's taxonomy places the organism in Eukaryota, Metazoa, Chordata, Actinopteri, Kurtiformes, Apogonidae. Gene Ontology annotation, cellular component: nucleus. Bases 1 to 1842 code for a protein of 613 amino acids. The transcript has 5 exons. Gene Ontology annotation, molecular function: RNA polymerase II cis-regulatory region sequence-specific DNA binding; DNA-binding transcription factor activity, RNA polymerase II-specific.
AUGAUGAUGGAAAUGGAGGUGAUGCAUUCCAGUCAACAGGACAUGGAUCUGAUUGACAUACUGUGGAAGCAGGACAUCGAUCUCGGUGCCAGGCGCGAGGUGUUCGACUACAACCAUCGCCAGAAAGAGCAUGAGCUGCAGCGGCAGCGAGAGCUGGAGGAGGAGAAACGACUGCAUCUGCUCAGGGAGCAGGAAAAGGCCCUGCUGGCACAGCUACAGCUAGAUGAAGAGACGGGAGAGUAUAUACCACGCCCAGUGCCCAGCGCCCCGCUGCAGUCUGCUGUCACACCUCUAGAGCUUACACAGAAUGUCACCUUCACAGGAGAAAAUGGUGAUGCCAUGUCAUUUGAUGAAUGUUUGCAGCUUCUGGCAGAGACAUUUCCUGUAGGAGAAACAGAGGACACAUCAGUUUGCCUGGACGCAGCUGCUAUUUCAGUACCAAGCAACAGCAAUGUCAUGAUGUCCCCCGAACAGUCGACUCUGCUGGCCCCUUCACUCUCCCCAGAUCCACUGCCGCCACAGAGGAUGUCCCCAGAUUUGGAGCAGGCCUGGAUGGAGCUUUUGUCCCUCCCUGAGCUGCAGCAAUGCCUCAACAUGCAAAUGGAGGAUACACUGGAGACUACAGCUUAUCCUCUUCCAAACAGUCCAGAAGUACAGAAUCCAAACUACCCUUUCUACCCCAUGUCAGAGCUCACAAAUGGCAGCACAAACAAUGUAAAUGUUUGUCCUGCUGAAUUUAUGAACACAUUUGAUACGUCAGUCCCCAGUGUGGCUCCAUCAGACAAUCUCAACCAGAUGAAGGUUGAUGCUCCUCAGAUAAAUACCAACUUCAGUGGAGAACGUUUCUGUGACGUAUUUUACCCCAAGACUAUUCUGGCAGAGAGCAGCAGUCAGCCUGGCUUCGAUGAAUAUGAAAGCAACAACAUGUCCGAUGUCCCAAAUAAGCAGCCGUUCACCACGAUGGACCUUUACAGCCUCUCACCAGGAGAUGCAUUUGAUAGAGGCAAACAGAAUCUGGCAGCAGAAAUGCCAGACUCAGAUUCAGGAUUAUCAUUAAGUCCAAAUGCGAGUUCACCUGGAAAAUCUGUCUAUGAAGAGGGCUCCUAUGGCUGCAGUGAUUCAGAGAUGGAGGAGAUAGACCACAACCCUGGGAGUGUAGAGUCUGACUACGCUGAGAUGUUCUCAUUGAAUUUCAAACCUGAGGAUGUUCUGUCGGCUGCUUCUGUGUCCACACCAUCAGAUCAGCCUCAAGCGCAGCAGGACAAGAAACCUAGAAAACACAGGACACUGCAGGCAGAGGAGAGCGGCCACCAUGACGCUCCGUUCACCAAAGACAAGCGGAAGAAACGCUCUGAUGUGCGUCUCACCAGAGACGAGCAGAGGGCGAAGGCCCUCAAAAUCCCUUUCACUGUUGACAUGAUUAUCAAUCUGCCUGUUGAUGACUUUAAUGAGCUGAUGUCAAAGCACCAACUCAACGAGGCCCAGCUGGCCCUGGUCCGAGACAUACGGCGCCGUGGCAAGAACAAGGUGGCGGCCCAGAACUGCCGCAAACGCAAGAUGGAAAACAUUGUGGGGCUUGAGGGUGACCUAGACUCACUAAAAGAGGAAAAGGAGCGUCUGCUUAGUGAGAAGAGCCAGAACAUGACCAACCUGAAGGAAAUGAAGCAGCAGCUCAACAGCUUGUACUUGGAGGUCUUCAGUAUGUUGAGAGACGAGAAGGGAAAUUCUUACUCCCCGUCCGACUACUCCCUCCAGCAAUCAACUGAUGGUAGCAUCUUCCUCGUUCCUCGCAUUAAAAAGACUUUCAUCAAGAGCGAAGACAACCACUUAUCUACUUUGUAACAUGGUACUGCUUUAUCAUAGUAAUACUAUGCAAUAACUUUGUAGUUGCUCAGCUUUAAGCAUUAUUAGCUCAGCAGAACUAUUGUAUAGUUUUUGCUUAUUCCUUAUUAAAUGUUGUAAUAUUUUUGAUAUUUUACUUCUUUUAUACUUCUGAUAUCCCUUAAAGAUUCAACCAAUAUUAUUUGUAAAUAUGAACAUUACUUGCAUUUAAGUCACAAAAAUUUUAUUGUAUGUAUAUAUUUUGUAUAUAUUAUAUUUCUGUAUGCUUAAUGAUCGUCUAAAAUCAUUGUUACUCAUGUUUUAUAACUUUUCUCUCUUGAUUUGCUGCGCAGGUUCCUUUUUUUAAAUGCCAACUUCUGUGCUUUUCAAUAAACUGUUCCU